This is a messenger RNA of Hyaena hyaena (striped hyena), 3286 nucleotides long. It is a transcript of the gene MAP1S, whose product is annotated as microtubule associated protein 1S. Gene Ontology annotation, biological process: axonogenesis; microtubule cytoskeleton organization; dendrite development. NCBI's taxonomy places the organism in Eukaryota, Metazoa, Chordata, Mammalia, Carnivora, Hyaenidae. Bases 18 to 3197 code for a protein of 1059 amino acids. Gene Ontology annotation, molecular function: microtubule binding; actin binding. The record is from RefSeq and is a predicted model, not a curated record. The transcript is spliced from 7 exons. Gene Ontology annotation, cellular component: neuronal cell body; synapse; microtubule.
GUCGGUGCGGCGCGAAGAUGGCGGCGGCGGCGGCGGCGGACCCCGGGGCGGCCCAGGCACCGAACUCGCUGCUGCUCGUGGUGGGCGGCGAGUGCGGGUGCUCGGGGCUGCUCACUUACGUGCUGGAGGAGCUCGAACGAGGCAUCCGCUCCUGGGACAUCGACCCUGGCAUUUGCAGCCUUGAUGAGCAGCUCAAGGUUUUUGUGUCCCGGCACUCUGCCACCUUCUCCAGCAUCGUGAAAGGCCAGCGGAGCCUGCACCACCGUGGAGACACCCUGGAGACGCUGGUGCUCCUGAACCCAUCAGACAAGUCCCUGUGCGACGAGCUCCGGAACCUUCUGCUGGACCCUGCCCCUCAUAAACUGCUGGUGUUGGCCGGGCCCUGCCUGGAGGAGACAGGGGAGUUGCUGCUCCAGACGGGGGGCUUCUCGCCCCGCCACUUCCUCCAGGUCCUAGGGGACAAAGAGAUCCGGGAUCUUCUGGCGUCUACGCCCCCACCUGCAGACCUGCCCGAGCUGACCAUCACCUGCCCAAGCUUUGGGGACUGGGCCCAGCUGGCGUCUGCGGGGCUGGGCCUCCAGGGCGCCCUGCGGCUGCGGUGGAACCCCCCCGUGCGGCUGCCGGCCUCCGCGGGCCUGCGCGAGUUCCUGGAGUACGUGGCCGAGUCGCUGGAGCCGCCGUCCCCCUUUGAGCUGCUCGAGCCGCCCGCGUCCGUGGGCUUCCUCAGGCUCGCCCGGCCCUGCUGCUAUGUCUUCCCUGGUGGCCUCGGCGAUGCCGCCUUCUUUGCCGUCAACGGCUUCACCGUGCUGGUCAACGGCGGCUCGAACCCCAAGUCGAGCUUCUGGAAGCUGGUGCGCCACCUGGACCGCGUGGACGCUGUGCUGGUGACCCACGCCGGCGCCGACAGCCUCCCGGGCCUCAACAGCCUUCUGCGGCGCAAACUGGCGGAGCGGGACGAGGCGGCGGCCGGCGGGGGCUCCGGGGAUGACCGGCUUCGCAGGCUCAUCUCCCCCAACCUGGGGGUCGUGUUCCUCAACGCCCGUGUCGCCAUCUCGCGUCUGGCGAGCGGCGAGGACGAGGCGGAGCUGGCCCUGAGCCUCUUGGCCCGGCUGGGCAUCACUCCCCUUACCCUGAACCGCGGGCCGCUCCCGGCUGAGCCCACUGUGCUCUUUCAGAAGAUGGGUGUGGGCCGCUUGGACAUGUACGUGCUGCACCCGCCCGCUGCCGGCGCGGAGCUCGCAUCCGUGUGCGCCCUGCUGGUGUGGCACCCUGCGGGCCCCACCGAGAAGGUGGUGCGCGUGCUGUUCCCAGGCUGCACGCCGCCUGCCCGCCUCCUGGACGGCCUGGUGCGUCUGCAGCACCUGGGCUUCCUGCGAGAGCCCGUGGUGACCCCCCAGGACCUAGCAGGGCCUCGGCGAGCUGGGAGCAAGGAGAGCGUGGGCUCCCGGGACAGCCUGAGAAGAGAAGGCCGGGCGGCAGCACCCUCCCGGCCUGCCCAGGAGCGCCCUGUGGCGGCGGCGGCCCGGAAGGAGCCACCUCGGGUUGAGGCCCCCCGCAGGGCUGAGAGAGAAGCCAGGGCCCCCCGCGAGGUGAAGAGGGACCCCAAGCCGAGCGUCCCCCGGACAUCCCAGCCCCGGGCAGCCUCCACUUCGGGGAGCGUGAAGAAGGUGGGCGCCCAAGCUGCCACCAGGCCCCGCCGAGCACCCGCAAACCCCCGCCCUGGCGUCCCCCCGGCGGAGAACGGGCCCUGCAGCCCGCCCAGCUUCCGGUGCCGGGAGGCCAGCCCGCCCACCGAGGCCUGCAGCUCGCCGGCCCCCCAGCUGGCGGCCACUCCCAGUCCGGAGAGCAGCCUGGAACUGGGGCCGAGCCCAGCCGCGGAUGAUGGCGGCGCCUUGGCGGAGAAGGCCCUGGAGCUGCUUCUGGGUGCCAGCACCCCCCGGCCGCGCACACCCUCGCCUACUGGGGCCCCCCAGGGCCCAGCGGAGAGCAGCGGGCGGCUGUCACUGAGCCCGCUGCGGGGUGGGGAAGCUGCGCCCGACGCAUCGCCCACGGUGACCACGCCGUCACUGCCUGCUGAGGUUGGGUCCCCGCACUCCACAGAGGUGGACGAGUCCCUGUCCGUCUCCUUCGAGCAGGUGCUGCCGCCACCACCUGCUGCCGCGGGCGAGGCUGGGCUGAGCCUCCCGCUCCGUGGCCCACGAGUCCGGCGAUCCGCCUCCCCGCACGACGUGGACCUGUGCCUGGUGUCGCCCUGCGAGUUUGAACACCGGAAGGCUGUGCCCAUGGCGCCCGCGUCCCCAGGCAGCUCUGAGAGCAGUGCUCGGUCCCAGGAGCGGGCGGGCGCUCUGGGGGCCGAGGAGACGCCUCCCACCUCUGUCAGCGAGUCCCUGCCCACCCUGUCUGACUCAGACCCCCUCCCGGCCGCCCCUGGCAUCGCGGACUCGGACGAAGACAUGGAGGGCUUGGGGGUCCCUCGCCGCGACCCGCUGCCCGAGCCCCUCAAGUUCCCCCCACCGCUGCCCACCCCGCCCAGCAUCUGCAUGGUGGACCCCGAGGUGCUGCCUCCGGAGCAGGCCCGGCCGGCAGAGGGCCUUGGCCGCACCCGGAAGUCCCUGGUCCGCCCUAAUCCCAGCACUGCCGCCUCCAAAGCCGCCCCGGUGACCACGGCCAAAACCAAGGGACUGGCUGGCGGAGACCGGGCUGGUCGGCCCCUUGGCACCCGGAGCGAGCCCAGUGACAAGGGGGUUCGGGCACCCGUGUCCAGAAAGUCCUCGGUCCCCAAGACAACCACUCGGGGCCCAUCCGGGUCAGCGGGCAGCCGGCCAGGCGGGUCAGCAGCACCCCCCGGCUCCCCUGUCUACCUCGACCUGGCCUACCUGCCCGGCGGGCACAGCGCCCGGCUGGUGGAUGAGGAGUUCUUCCGACGCGUGCGGGCGCUCUGCUAUGUCAUCAGUGGCCAGGACCAGCGCAGGGAGGAGGGCAUGCGGGCCGUCCUGGACGCGCUGCUGGCUGGCAAGCAGCAAUGGGACCGAGACCUCCAGGUGACCCUGAUCCCCACCUUUGAUUCGGUGGCGAUGCACGAGUGGUACGAGGAGACGCAUGCGCGGCACCAGGCACUGGGCAUCACCGUGCUGGGCAGCAACAGCACCGUGUCCAUGCAAGACGAGGCCUUCCCUGCCUGCAAGGUCGAGUUCUAGCUCGGGGCCCUGACGUCCGCCCCCUCGGCCGGCACCCGCCCCAGUCCUGAGACUCACCUGCAUCAGAAAUAAACCAGGUACUCCACCCA